This is a messenger RNA of Saccostrea cuccullata (small rock oyster), 2685 nucleotides long. Its product is annotated as calcitonin receptor-like. Gene Ontology annotation, molecular function: G protein-coupled peptide receptor activity. Lineage: Eukaryota; Metazoa; Mollusca; Bivalvia; Ostreida; Ostreidae. Gene Ontology annotation, biological process: adenylate cyclase-modulating G protein-coupled receptor signaling pathway; cell surface receptor signaling pathway. Gene Ontology annotation, cellular component: plasma membrane. The transcript has 11 exons. The record is from RefSeq and is a predicted model, not a curated record. The coding region runs from base 412 to 1986 and encodes 524 amino acids.
CUUAUGAUCACUUGUUUUGACUUUAUGUCAUUAAGCAAAGGUUGUUGUUCAUCUUUUGCUGGCACAUAAUAAAAACCUCACAAAAUUUCAACAAAAGGUAUUUCAUAACAUCGGAACAUGUGGAUGUUUACUUCUACUCUACAACAUUAUCAACACUGCAGUAACAAACAAGAAUAUCAUUAUAUUCAUACUGGAAAUUAAAUUGUACGAAAUACAAUAUCACGCCUUUGUGAUUGUGAGGACGCUAGCUAACAGAGCAUACGAUGAUCUGUGUAAAAAAGGAAUUUAUUUCUGUGUUUUAUUAUAGAAGGCAUGUAUUGAAGUUCAUGAAAAAUGCUUUCUUAUAACACCGUCGCAUAAGAAGGGAAAGUUUGUAUCUUCUGGAUUAGAUAAUAAAGUCACAGUCAGAAAAUGUUGCCGUCAUGUCUCCAGAGUAAUGAAUUGAUAUACAAUAUUACAACGGCUUUAUUUUGUCACAGACUUCUAGAAAUGUUCUUCGGAGAUAAAUCAGUGGUUCUUUGGGAUCCAGUGUUUGAUGCAAAUAAUUACAGAUUUGUUGCAAAUAGCCUGAAUGGAGCUUUCCCGGAAGGAUAUUCCAUUGUGCCCGACAUUUACAAUGCAACAAGUAUAUCUAUGGUAUGUACUGGAUUAAGUGAAAACGAAUGUCAGAAAUGGAUUUCUUGCUCACGUGCAGCCAGAGAUUGUUGCAAAAGACAAAAAGCAGCUGAAUUGUCAGGAACAGGUCAAGAAUUUUAUUGCCAAAUUACAUGGGACGGGGUAUCUUGUCUGAAUGCCACUCCCAAUGGAACUAUUCUCAACCUGCAAUGCCCCUCAUAUUAUAUUCCUACGCAUGAUUCAAGGACAUUCUCAACCGAGUGUUUGCCUAUUGGAGAAUGGAAAGAGCGUGGUAUUGAAAACGGCACGCUUGUGGCAUAUAAAACUUGCAAAGUACCGAAAAAGGUAUUCGGAGCAGAUUUCAUAGAAGAGCACAUCAUGGUAACCUUGGCUACAAACCUGAUAAGCUUAGCAUUUACAUUGCCUGCCAUAGCAAUUUUAACUCUUUUCAGAUUCCCAGGCAACACGGAUUCCAGAAGAAGGCUUCGAAGAAUUCACAGAAUUCACCAGCAUUCUCUGCUCUCUCUAAUACUGGUUAGCAUUGUAACCCUGAUUUGGGACGAAGUUAUUGCCAAAGAACACAUCCUCAAAUUGCAAAAUGGAGCAAGUCAAAUCGAUUUAAAUUCGGCCAUUUGCAAGAUUCUACAUAUCACUCAGAGGUAUCUUCGAUCCACUACCUAUUUCUGGAUGUUUGUAGAGGGACUCAAUGUUCUCGUUCCGUUGCUUCCAAGUUUCCAAAAAGAGAUAAGCAUGGGAUGGAUGUAUUUCAUCGGAUGGGGAGUUCCCACAAUCCCCAUUGCAAUUUAUGCAUCUUUGAGGGCGGGAAUCAAUGAUUACGAUUUUAAGUGCUGGAUAUAUCCAGUUCUUGAGUUGGAAUUCAUAAUUAUAGGACCAAUUGUUAUACCUGUAUUUUGUAACAUUAUUUUCCUUGUCAUUAUUGUGGUGACAAUUGUAAUUAAAGAACGAAAAAUGAAUGAAUCCCGACCACCUUUUUGCCAUUCUGCGCCGAAGCCACUUCGAGCACUCUUUUUUCUCAUUCCAUUAUUUGGUCUCCACUUCAUUUUGGCCUGGGUACUUCACGUGUUCGAUGGAACAUGGUGCUUUGUUGUAUACAGUAUAGUAGAAGGAUUACAGGGUUCUUUAGUAUCCAUCUUAUGGGUUUUCUGCAGUAAAAAGUUACGGGAUUCCAUAAGGGCCUCCAUUCAACGGAAAUGUCCACAACUCUUCCUCCGAUUUGGGGAACGUAAACUCAGUGCCUUGUCCAGCACACAUCUCACACACGUGUUGCACCCUGUACAUAACACAGCAAUAGCACGUGAUGGCAGUCCACAGGAGGCUGAAUUACAGAGACUAGCAGCUGAGGAGAGAUGACAUAUUAAUUGCAUGACUUUUUAAGCCUAUUCUCUACCUUUUUUUAAUGGAAAUACACUUCCUUUAUUUCUCUUCUUCGUUUUACAAUAGUCUUAGCAUUAUCACAUGUAUUUAAAAACUUUUUUUGAUUGGCUCUGACAUGUGUGCAAUAUUAUAAUAUGACUUAAUAAUGUGUGUUUGAAGUUCAACAGCAUAUAAGUUUUACAUUUUUAUCAAAUUGAAAAAAAAAUGCUCUUUUCACGAGAGUGUGUAUUGUAUUUUUAUAGAUUAGUAUGUUUCAGUUUCAGUCUUAUAUUUGCUGUAGUGAUAUCUGUAUGACGUUUUGAAAACAAUAGCUGAGAGUACCAACUCUACCAAAAUGUCUGAUAACUCAAGGAUCUCAUGUUCUUAUAUACUAAGAAUGGAUUUAUAGUAUGUCAAAAUGCCAACAUUUUCAUAUUCUGAUCAGAUUGAAGUUCAUGGGACACAAACCUCUAUGUAGAUGCUAUGCACAGAAAAUAUGUUUAUUCCUGUUGAUUUUCUUUUUUUUUCAAUUUUUGUUAUCCAUUUAUUUCAUAUUGUGUUUGAAGUAGCGUUUUUUCUUCUAUUCUUAUUUUAUUCAAAUAGUUUUUUACAAGUAUUAUUAUUCCUCAGGCUUUUUUUCUUUUACCUGGUUUAAAUGUAAACAAUAAUAAAAAUUAAAUCCAUACCACAAACUGA